Messenger RNA from Ctenopharyngodon idella (grass carp), 5342 nucleotides. RefSeq names its product SIN3 transcription regulator family member Aa (gene sin3aa). The record is from RefSeq and is a predicted model, not a curated record. Lineage: Eukaryota; Metazoa; Chordata; Actinopteri; Cypriniformes; Xenocyprididae. Gene Ontology annotation, biological process: negative regulation of transcription by RNA polymerase II. Gene Ontology annotation, molecular function: transcription corepressor activity. Gene Ontology annotation, cellular component: chromatin. The transcript has 21 exons. The coding region runs from base 168 to 3986 and encodes 1272 amino acids.
UCUGUUCCUAUGGAUUUGGCGGGUCGUAUUCAAAUCCAGAUGACGCAUACUGUCGCGUAGACCAAUGGGAGGAGAGGGGGGCGUUCCCAACUAUUUGUUCCAAACACGAAUCCGGAGUGCGAGGCUCUUUUUCGCAGGUCUUAGUGCCCUCUGAGUAUGAGUACAGCAUGAGGAGGUGUUUAGAGGAUCAGGAGCCGGUGUUCACCCCACAACAACGCCGGCUUCCCGGCAGCGCCGAGGGCUUCCAGCACAGGGUUCUUGCCCCAGCGCCUGCCGUAUUCGAGGCUGUGGCUGACGGCAUGCAGCCUACUCCAGGAAUACAGUACCCGGUUCCCCAGACAUACCAGGUGUCUACAGUGGCCCAAAGCUCGAGUGGUCACGGUCACACUCCCAGUCCGGCGGUCCACAGCGGGCCUCACCAUCAUGGUCCAGCAGCGGUCCAGGCUCACGGUCCUGCACCGGUGCAGGGUCACGCCCACCCGCCCACACCCUCUGCAUCCGCACAGGGGCAGCAGCAGUUCCAGAGACUCAAGGUGGAGGACGCCCUGUCUUACCUGGACCAGGUGAAGCUCCAGUUUGGCAGUCAGCCACAGGUCUACAAUGAUUUCUUGGAUAUCAUGAAAGAGUUUAAAUCUCAGAGUAUUGACACUCCGGGCGUAAUCAGCAGAGUGUCGCAGCUCUUUAAGGGUCACCCUGAUCUCAUUAUGGGGUUUAACACAUUUCUUCCGCCGGGAUACAAGAUUGAAGUUACGAGAUACAAGGACAAUGACCUGGUUAACGUGACUACGCCCGGCGAGAUCCACCACAUCACACCUCAUGGCAUCUCCGUGCAGCCGCAGCCGCAGCACCAGAACCAGAACCAGAUCCACACAAACCCUCCCAGCCUGGCAUCCACACCUCCCGCCCAACCCACGCCAAAAAGCAAGCCGCUGCAGUCUCCAGCUCCGACUCCGAGCAGUCAUCCCACUCCGUCCAUCCAUCCAUACGCAUCCCCGCGUUCCCCCCCGCUGCAGCCCCACACUCCCAUCAACGCCAUGCCCACCGCCCCACCACUGCAAAACAACCAGCCUGUGGAGUUCAACCACGCCAUCAACUACGUCAACAAGAUUAAGAAUCGCUUCCAGGGCCAGCCCAACAUCUACAAGUCCUUCCUCGAGAUCCUGCACAAAUACCAGAAGGAGCAGCGUAAUGCUAAAGAAGCGGGUGGGAGCUACACCCCGGCCCUGACCGAGCAGGAAGUUUACGCUGAGGUGGCCCAACUCUUCAAAAACCAGGAAGAUUUGCUCUCUGAGUUCGGACAGUUCCUGCCAGAUGCCAACAGCUCUGUGCUGCUGGGGAAGACUGCAGCGGAGAAGGCUGAAACUAUGGGUAAAGAUCCCGGUGGAACGGUCAAGAAACCGCAGCUCAAUAACAAGCAGAGGCUCAAUCAGAACGGCUGCCAGAAAUGCAAACAUCCGACUACACCCGUCACUCCACCUGUGAAGAAAAAGCUGAAGUUAAUGAAUAUCAAAGAUUCAUCGGCGGCUGAGGCUGGCAAACACAGCGGAGGAACAGAGUCUCUUUUCUUUGACAAAGUGCGGAAAGCUUUGCGAAGUGCUGAAGCCUACGACAACUUCCUCCGGUGUCUAAUCAUUUUUAAUGAGGAAAUAAUUUCUCGUGCUGAGCUUGUUCAACUUGUGGUUCCAUUCCUGGGCAAAUUUCCUGAGCUGUUCACUUGGUUUAAGAACUUCCUUGGAUAUAAGGAGAUGUCACACUUGGAGACGUACCCAAAAGAAAGAGCCACUGAAGGAAUUGCCAUGGAAAUUGACUACGCUUCAUGCAAGCGUCUGGGCUCUAGUUACCGAGCUUUACCCAAGAGCUACCAGCUGCCCAAAUGUACCGGGAGAACAUCACUCUGUAAAGAGGUGCUGAAUGAUACCUGGGUUUCCUUCCCCUCCUGGUCCGAGGACUCUACCUUUGUGAGCUCCAAGAAGACUCAGUAUGAAGAACACAUGUACAGAUGCGAGGACGAGCGAUUCGAGCUGGAUGUCGUUUUGGAAACCAACCUGGCCACCAUUCGUGUUCUGGAGGCAGUUCAAAAAAAGCUUUCUCGGAUGUCUGCAGAAGAGCAGGCGAAAUUCCGACUGGACAACACUCUGGGCGGCUGCUCGGAGAUCAUCCACAGGAAAGCCAUCCAGAGGAUAUAUGGAGACAAAGCUCUGGACAUCAUCGAUGGACUGAAGAAGAAUCCAGCGGUGUCUGUUCCCAUUGUCCUCAAGAGGCUAAAGUUGAAGGAGGAAGAGUGGCGUGAAGCUCAAAGGGGUUUUAACAAGAUCUGGAGAGAGCAGAAUGAGAAAUAUUACCUGAAAUCUCUGGACCAUCAAGGCAUUAACUUCAAGCAGAACGACACUAAGGUGCUGCGCUCUAAAACGCUUCUCAACGAGAUCGAGAGCAUCUUUGAUGAGCGGCAGGAACAGGCUUCGGAAGACAACAGCACGUCUACUAAUGGACCUCACCUGACACUGACCUACGAGGACCGUCAGAUUCUAGAGGACGCGGCUGCGCUCAUCAUCCACCACGUGAAACGCCAGAGCAGUAUCAACAAAGAGGACAAAUACAAGAUUAAGCAGAUCAUCUACCACUUCAUCCCUGACAUGCUGUUCUCCCAGCGAGGGGUGUUAUCGGACGCUGAGGAAGAGGAUGACGAAGAAGACAUGGACAUCGACGAGGGGGCAUCGAAGAAGCACAACGGGCUGACGGGAGGAGUUAGUGGCAGCCCGACAAAGACCAAACUUCUGUUUAGCACAUCAACGGCUCAGCGGCUUCGCUCCUGCGAGGACGCGUAUAAUCUGUUCUAUGUGAAUAACAACUGGUACAUAUUUCUCCGGCUGCACCACACCCUGUGCUCACGUCUGCUGCGGCUCUACGUGCAGGCCGAACGACAGAUCGAAGAGGACCUGAGGGAGCGCGAGUGGGAGAGGGAAGUGCUCGGACUCAAGCGGGACAAAAAUGAAAACACCGCCAUCCAGCUGCGUCUGAAGGAGCCUAUGGACAUAGAAGUGGAGGAUUAUUACUCAGCGUUUCUGGAGAUGGUGCGUAAUCUGCUGGAUGGGAAUAUGGAGGCAUCUCAAUAUGAGGAUUCCCUCCGAGAGAUGUUCACCAUUCAUGCCUACAUCGCCUUCACCUUGGACAAACUCAUCCAGAACAUAGUGAGACAGCUACAGCACAUAGUGAGUGAGGACAUCUGUGUUCAGGUCACAGAACUGUACCUGAGUGAGAGCAGUCACUCAGCCACAGGUGGAUCUCUACUCACGCAGAGCAGCAGGGCACCGGCGGAAACGUCUUACCAGCGCAAAGCCGAGCAGCUCAUGUCCGACGAGAACUGCUUUAAGUUAAUGUUUAUGAAGAACCGAGGGAAUGUUCAGCUCACUGUGGAGCUGCUGGACACGGAGGAGGAGAACUCGGACGGGCCAAUGGAAAUCGAGCGCUGGUCGGAUUACGUUAUGCGGUAUCUGUCGGCUGAUUUCACGUCUCCAGACCUGAGGGAUCAUCUGUCUCAGAAGCCUGUGUUUCUGCCAAGAAACCUGCGGCGGAUCCGGAAGUGUCAGCGUGGCUGUGAGUCUCAGGAGAAGGAGGUGAAGGAUGGAGGGAGAAAAGAGAGCUCAGACAGCAUGAAGAUGGAGUGCAUGUUCAAACUCAACUCCUAUAAAAUGGUGUAUGUCUUCAAAUCAGAAGAUUACAUGUACAGACGUACGGCGCUGCUGAGAGCACACCAGUCUCACGAGCGUGUGAGCACGCGUCUGCACCAGCGGUUUCACGCCUGGACUCAGCGCUGGGUGAAGGAGCACGUGACCAGAGACAUGGCUGCUGAAACCAGCAGGUGGCUCAUGGGAGAAGGGCGGGAGGGACUGCUGCCCUGCUCCACCACCUGUGACCCCGAGACCCUUCAUUUCCAGCGCAUUAAUAAGUACAGAGUCAAGUACGGCAGCGCCCACAAGAGCCAGUGACAUCGCAGACAGGGGCGGAGCUCAGCGUGACAGCUCAACUGUCAUGUGACCCAAGUGAGAUUUUUAACAGUGUUUUUUUCAUAUAUAUAUAUAUAUAUAUAUAUAUAUAUAAAGCUGUUCCUGCAGAAACGCAGGUCUCCCAGUGCCAAAAAAACAUGGGGUUGAAGACCUGUCAGUCAAACCCAGCCCGGACCAAUCAGCACAGCUCUUACAGUAGACCAGCCCACCGAUCUAAUAAAAAAAAAAAAAAUAUAUAUAUAUAUAUAUAUAUAUAUAUAUUAGGAUUUCAUGCAUCUCUUGAACGCCAGUCGAGUGUGUUCCCUGGUUUUUGAUAGGUAAAACUUCACAGGCAGCAGAUCCGAGUAAAUCUGUGGCGGAAAAGAAAUCAGAUUUUUAAAAAAAACGAAAGCGUUUCAGGAUAAGUGCACUUAACUUUAGCGUAACUUCAAGAGAUUUAUUCUGCCACAUCAUUUAAGAGAACAAAGAUCUGAGGUGCGAAUCUUGCAUUGUAAUAUUAGAAUGCACAAAUUCAGUUUUUACUUAAAAAAAAAAAAAAAAAAAAAAGGCAAAAAAUAUAAAUGCGACAGCAAUAAAAAUCUGAGGCCUGCGUGAAGGUAUGUUACGAAUCAGAAAACACACUUAUUUCUGCACCAUACACCAGCUUACAGCGAAAAUGACCUGUGAACCACACACACACAUAAACACACACAAUUCAACAGAUUUGUAAAUACAGUGUAAAUAUCGCCAGACCUUUUUAUGCCAGAAGUGUGUUGUGUUUAGUGCUUUAGUGUGGCGUUUGAGGAGAAAGAAGCGGGAACCACAUGGAAAACAAUGACAAAUGCAAGACCGUUUAUUGCAGUUUUUACCAAAGGGAGUCGAUUAUUAAGGUCGGGUUUGUUUUCUUUCUCCUUUCGUGUUUCCUUUUCUAUUCUAUUUUGUCUUUCUUUUUCUUUUCUUUUUUUAUUAGUAAAAAUGUUAAUUUGCAAAGUAGAAAUGUAUCCAGGUUCUUGUUUUUGAAAUGGACGUUUUUAUAAGAAAAAAAAGCAUUUUAAUUUUUCAAGUUUGAAUAUGGAUCUCGUUUCUGUACACUUUUAUCACUGACCGUUUUGGAUAAACCUUCAGCUGUGUCCUCUGGCAAACAAACGCAGACACAACUCUUAUGAAUGUAAAGGUCUUCUUUAUCGUUGUCAGAGAUUUCAGUCUUCACUCUGGAUAGAUUUCUGCUGGACAAAUCUAAAUAUAAAUAUAUAUACACAUUUUAAAAAUGAGUCACAAAGCAUGUCUUUUCUGUGGAUCAUUAUAGACCCUUUAUUUGCAUAAUAUUUAAAUUAAUAAAAAUUACAUUUGUAGCAUAAA